UUUUCAUAAUUUAGACUUAUUUAAAACUUAACCAUGCCUUUAGUUAUAAUAUGUGGAUUCCCUAGCAGUGGGAAAUCAACCAGAGCUCAGGAAUUAGUUUCUCAUCUACAAGAAAACUUUCCUGAUAGGGAAGUUAUCAGUAUUGGAGAUAAGGAGUUAUCUAUUGAUAAGAAUAUUGUUUACUCUGAUUCAAAAAAUGAGAAAUCUGUUAGAGGGUCGCUGAAGUCUGAAGUAGAUCGGAAUUUAACGAAAGAAAAUGUUGUCAUAUUGGAUUCAUUGAACUAUAUAAAAGGCUUCAGAUACGAACUGUUUUGCAUCACAAAGUACGCUCGAACACCACAGUGUGUUAUUCACACAGAUAUUUCACCUGAGGGAGCCAAAGAGUGGAACAAGAAUAGAGCAGAAGAAGAACGUUACAGCGACGAUAUUAUUGAUGCUUUAAUAAUGAGAUUCGAACCCCCAGACUCGAGAAAUCGAUGGGAUUCGCCACUUUUCACAAUCCAAGUCGGAGACACUUUGCCAGGGAAAGAAAUCUGCGAUGCUUUGUUUCAUCAGAAAACACCGAAACCAAAUAUGUCGACACAAAAUCCACCGUUACGGGAAACUGACUUUUUGUACGAAGUUAGUAAACAGACACAAGAUAUGAUUUCGACUAUUCUUACAUCACAAAAAACAAUGAUAAUUGGUGAUUAUGUCACAAUGCCAGGGACAACAGAGAAAUAUAUCAUAACACAAAAUCUGACUUUGUCGCAGUUGAGACGUUUUCGACAGCAGUUUUUAACAUACGUUAAGUCCGGGACUACAGCAAAGAUUGAAGAUAUACCAAAAACAUUUUUAUUGUUUUUAAAUAAAUGUGUAGAGACUUGUUAAGUUUUGACAGUUUUUUAAGCUGUGCACAGAAAAUUUGAAAGCAGUUCUAUUUAGAUUUAAGAGAUUUUAAACAAGAAACUUUACCAUCUUUAUAUGAACAUUAUGGAUAUUUUAAAAAUUUAGUUUAACAAAAUGAGAUCUAGAAAGACUGUUUUUACUCGAGGCAAGGCAUUUUUAAUGUGCUUUCGCUGCAAUUGGAAUGUGGGAUAUAUGUAUUCAAUAAGUUUUUCUGUUUUUAUAAACAAAUGAAGAUCUUUUGAUCAUACUUCAAGACUUUGACUGCCCAGAAGAUAAUUUGUUGAAUAAAUUAAUUUUAAAUUUUUUUUAAAGUGUAAAUUUUUCAAAUUUAAUAUUUGGUUGAUAUCCGGCAUGUCCCAGGGUUACCUGUAAUAACUUUAAAUCUAAUUUCUCUAUCAUUGUAUUCGACUUCACUUCUUUGAAAAUCUUCGAUUUUACGCAACUCUUUUCAG
This is a messenger RNA of Styela clava, 1340 nucleotides long. The record is from RefSeq and is a predicted model, not a curated record. NCBI's taxonomy places the organism in Eukaryota, Metazoa, Chordata, Ascidiacea, Stolidobranchia, Styelidae.